Messenger RNA from Oncorhynchus keta (chum salmon), 1208 nucleotides. RefSeq lists its product as uncharacterized. Lineage: Eukaryota; Metazoa; Chordata; Actinopteri; Salmoniformes; Salmonidae. The record is from RefSeq and is a predicted model, not a curated record. Bases 10 to 1200 code for a protein of 396 amino acids. The transcript has 2 exons.
CCAGGUUGGAUGGUGUUUUCAGGUUCCAGGUUGGAUGGUGUUUUCAGGUUCCAGGUUGGAUGGUGUUUUCAGUUCCAGGUUGGAUGGUGUUUUCAGGUUCCAGGUUGGAUGGUGUUUUCAGUUCCAGGUUGGAUGGUGUUUUCAGUUCCAGGUUGGAUGGUGUUUUCAGGUUCCAGGUUGGAUGGUGUUUUCAGUUCCAGGUUGGAUGGUGUUUUCAGGUUCCAGGUUGGAUGGUGUUUUCAGUUCCAGGUUGGAUGGUGUUUUCAGGUUCCAGGUUGGAUGGUGUUUUCAGUUCCAGUAUGGACGGUGUUUUCAGUUCCAGGUUGGAUGGUGUUUUCAGUUCCAGUAUGGAUGGUGUUUUCAGGUUCCAGGUUGGAUGGUGUUUUCAGUUCCAGGUUGGAUGGUGUUUUCAGUUCCAGGUUGGACGGUGUUUUCAGUUCCAGUAUGGACGGUGUUUUCAGGUUCCAGGUUGGAUGGUGUUUUCAGUUCCAGUAUGGAUGGUGUUUUCAGGUUCCAGGUUGGAUGAAUUCAGGUUUGAUGGUGUUUUCAGGUUCCAGGUUAGAUGGUGUUUUCAGUUCCAGGUUGGAUGGUGUUUUCAGUUCCAGGUUGGAUGAAUUCAGGUUUGAUGGUGUUUUCAGGUUCCAGGUUGGAUGGUGUUUUCAAGUUCCAGGUUGGAUGGUGUUUUCAGUUCCAGGUUGGAUGGUGUUUUCAGGUUCCAGGUUGGAUGGUGUUUUCAGUUCCAGAUUGGAUGGUGUUUUCAGUUCCAGGUUGGAUGGUGUUUUCAGUUCCAGAUUGGAUGGUGUUUUCAGGUUCCAGGUUGGAUGGUGUUUUCAGUUCCAGAUUGGAUGGUGUUUUCAGUUCCAGGUUGGAUGGUGUUUUCAGUUCCAGGUUGGAUGGUGUUUUCAGUUCCAGGUUGGAUGGUGUUUUCAGUUCCAGGUUGGAUGGUGUUUUCAGUUCCAGGUUGGAUGGUGUUUUCAGUUCCAGGUUGGAUGGUGUUUUCAGUUCCAGGUUGGAUGGUGUUUUCAGGUUCCAGGUUCGACGGUGUUUUCAGUUCCAGGUUGGAUGGUGUUUUCAGUGUUUUCAGGUUUCUGUUGUUUGUUUGUCAUUUGCUGUAUAGCUUGGAAAUACGAUUAUUUGGUAGUAGUUUUGUUUGAAGUUUUGUUUUUUGGAAUGAAGAUUAUGUUGUGGAGGGUAGUAUGAUGAUCUAA